AUGAUAUCCGUUGGCGGGAUUGAUCGGACCAACAGCUCAGAUGCUUGGACGGCCCAAGAUCCUUGGUAUAACACCCUCGGAGUCUUUGAUUUGGCCGAAUUGAAAUGGAAGGACGUAUAUGACCCGAAUUUGGGAGACUACAAUACACCAGCCGAGAUCUGGUCAUACUACACAGAUCAAGCGCUCAAGCAGAUCCAGUGGGACAUGACUGAAGUAGCAAACAUGUUCAUGAAACCUUAUUAUGAGAAAAAUCCAAAAGGAUCCCAACCUGGUAAUGACACCACCUCCAACAACACCGACAAAGGGAAGAGUAAACCAGCCGGCGCCAUUGCAGGAGGCGUUGUAGGAGGCGUGGUAGGAGUUGCUGUCAUCUCCGCCCUUGUAUGGUUCUUAUUCCGUCGACGACGUAGUGUUGUGACUGGCAGGGACCAGUCCAACUCGUGGCAAGACUACUCUACUCAACAGGCAAAAGGGCCUGCCUCGACUCCUCCGGCUGACUCGGGCGCGAGCUAUGAGCUUCAUUCUACAACAGUAGUGGCAGAACUUGAGGGUGGCUCGACAAGCCAUGUGCAUUUAAAGCCAAAUUCGCCAGGCUAG
Messenger RNA from Clonostachys rhizophaga, 597 nucleotides. Lineage: Eukaryota; Fungi; Ascomycota; Sordariomycetes; Hypocreales; Bionectriaceae. The record is from the annotation of a GenBank genome assembly.